ACCAGCAAUCCCCAUUUGUGCCGAGGAUCACUUCCUGGUGUCUGGGGCGAGGGCAGGAGGGGCGGAGCAGCACCAUGACAGAGGGGGGCGAGCUGCCGGACCAGGUGGCCGCCUUCCUGCUGGUGGGCCGCAUCGUGUCGGAGGGAGAGGGCAGCGAAUGGAGGGAGGGCGUGGUCAAGUACUACCAGCCGACGUUCGGCAAGGGCCAGCAACACAUCGGCUUCCCCUGCUCCUACCCCGCCAAGGAGGGCAGCAAGAAGGAGACCCCCAUGGACACAGACUUUCGCUACACGGUGAUGUGGCAGGACGGGGAGGUGGAAGUGCUGAGCCUGGAGGAGGUGCAAGACAUAGCCACAGAGGAGUGGACUGAGGAGGCCUGGCUACCGCUGGCCAUUCGCAAGCUGCAGCAGGACAACUGGGGUGGCGAGUGGGAGCAGCUCACUGGCGACAACGCCGUGCAGUUCCUGAAGCAAGCGCGGCUGGAGGCCGACAAAGCGGAGAAGGCCGCCGCCGCGCAGGCCAGCAAGAAGGCCAAGAAGGGCGGCGGCGCGGCGGCGCCCUCCUCCGGGCCCAAGGCGCCGCCAAGGCAGAAGGCCGCCGCCGGAAAGAAGCAGAGCAAGGAGAAGGGAAAGCAGCCUCUGGGCAAGCCCUCGGAUGACCUGGGGGCCCAGCUGCAGGCGGCGCGCGAGGCCAAGAAGCGCAAGCUGCAGGCUGCUGCCGCGGCGGCGGCGGCAUCUGGCGAGGCCGCCUCCCCCGCCGCCAAAAAGUCCAGGUUGCAGCACCUGCUGAACCCUGUGCGGGGCGCGGCGGCGCAGCCUGCCGCGGCGGCGGCCGGCCUGGUGCCUUCGGGCGGGCAGGGCAGCCCCGCUGAGGUCUGCCGCCUGGAUCAUGCGGGCAGCAAUGCGGGGCUGCUGGUAGCAGGGGCGGCCGCGGGCACGCUGGCGGGCACCAAGGCGCGGCGGCAGCAGCAGCAGGGCGAGAGCGAGUCGCGUGUGGUCGGCUCCGCAGGCAAGCAGCAGGCGGCGGGCAAGGGCAAGGCGGCUGCGGCCGGCGGCAGCAGCAAAGCCAGGGCUAGGCCAGCGCCGGCGCCGGCGCCGGCGGCGACGGCGUCGCCAAGCAAGGCACCUGCCGCCAGCAAGGGCAAGCAGACGCUGCUGACCUCACCCGCCAAGAGCAUGCUGAGCAACGGCGGCGGCCGCGCCGCGCCGGCGGUGCUGCGUCAGCACGAGAUGCCUGCCCUGGCGCCUGGCCAGUCUGACAGGCUGGCGCGGGCAGAGUGGCGGGACGACUGCGCCAAGGUGAUGAGCGCCAGCGGCGACUACCAGGAGGUCUACUGGUUUGACCGAGUGGAGGACAAGGACGGCUCUGUGCUCCGAGUUUGGUCGGAGACCCUAGUCGUGCCAGAGGCGCUCUGCUUCAGGGCCAAGUCCGACAAGCGGCUGCGCAGCUGGAAGGUCAAGGCGCAGGAGGAGGAUGCGGAGUAUGUGGUGGAGGCGCUGCUGGCGGAGGCGGAGGAUGAGGAUGGCGAGGUGUCCUACUUUGCCAAGUGGCGGGGGUAUGAGGUGGACCCUGGCGAUGGCGGGUGGCUGACAGAGGCGGAGAUGGAUCAUUGCCGCGGCGUGCUGCUGGACUGGCAUCAGAAGGGGCGGCAUGCGUGGCAGAAGGCGUGCCGCAGCUUGCGCCAGCAGGCGGGCCUGGCUUGA
Messenger RNA from Chlorella variabilis, 1703 nucleotides. RefSeq names its product expressed protein. The transcript has 8 exons. The coding region runs from base 75 to 1703 and encodes 542 amino acids. Lineage: Eukaryota; Viridiplantae; Chlorophyta; Trebouxiophyceae; Chlorellales; Chlorellaceae. The record is from RefSeq and is a predicted model, not a curated record.